AUGGCUACUCGUCUCAACCAGGUUUCCUCGCACCUUUCCAGCGCCCAGGUGCCGCGCGUGCAGAUCGGCGUCAAGAACCCCGAGGAUGUCGUGAUUGUCAAGGCUCUGCGCACGCCGAUGACGCGCGGCAAGAAGGGCGGCUUCAAGGACACCACAGCGGACUAUCUGCUGGGCAGCAUCUUCAAGGGCCUUUUGGAGCGCACCAAGAUCGACCCGGCUCUGGUUGAGGACAUCUGCGUCGGCAACGUGUGCCCGCCAGGCGGCGGAGCGACCCUGGCGCGCAUGGCAGCGCUGUACGCCGGCUUCCCGAACACGACCUCGGUGCAGACCGUCAACCGGCAGUGCUCGUCGGGCCUGCAGGCUGUGGUACAUAUUGCGCACCAGAUCCAGGCAGGCAUGAUCGAGGUGGGCAUUGGCGCUGGUGUUGAAAGCAUGACGCAGUUCUACGGUCCCGGCUACCGGAUGACUAAGGAUAGUAUCAGCCCUGAGGUCUUUGCUGUCAAGGAGGCGGCGGACUGCCUGACCCCAAUGGGUUUCACAUCGGAGAACAAGGCGGCCAAGGCGCAGAAGGAGGGUCUGUUCGAUGCCGAGAUCUACCCGAUCAAGACCACCAUCCUCGACAAGGACGGCAACACCAAGGAGAUCGUUGUCUCGCGCGAUGACGGUGUCCGUCCGGGCACCACCCCGCAGACACUGAGCAAGCUCAAGCCUGUGUUCGACAAGAACGGCAGCACCACCGCCGGCAAUGCCUCGCAGGUGUCGGACGGUGCUGCUGCCCUUGGUCUGUCUAUCCAGGGCAAGUUCAUUGCUGCUGCUAAGACCGGUCUCAAGGUCGACGAUCUGGAUAUUGUCGAGCUCAACGAGGCUUUCGCGUCGCAGGCUGUGUACUCGAUGGAGAAGCUUGGUCUUGACGUCAACAAGCUCAAGCGCCAGGACAAGCGGGUUGGCUGCACUACCAUGUGCAUUGGCGGUGGCUUCGGUAUGGCUGCUAUCUUCGAGUCGGAGCACUAAAUUUCUCUCGAUCCCCCUCUUUUCUUCUUGUGUACACUAACAAACAACUGUCGCAG
This is a messenger RNA of Linderina pennispora, 1067 nucleotides long. Its product is annotated as thiolase. Gene Ontology annotation, cellular component: peroxisome. Bases 1 to 1011 code for a protein of 336 amino acids. Gene Ontology annotation, molecular function: acetyl-CoA C-acyltransferase activity. The transcript is spliced from 5 exons. Lineage: Eukaryota; Fungi; Kickxellomycota; Kickxellomycetes; Kickxellales; Kickxellaceae. The record is from RefSeq and is a predicted model, not a curated record. Gene Ontology annotation, biological process: phenylacetate catabolic process; fatty acid beta-oxidation.